This is a messenger RNA of Apis mellifera (honey bee), 634 nucleotides long. Its product is annotated as protein bric-a-brac 1-like. The record is from RefSeq and is a predicted model, not a curated record. Bases 203 to 634 code for a protein of 143 amino acids. The transcript is spliced from 3 exons. Lineage: Eukaryota; Metazoa; Arthropoda; Insecta; Hymenoptera; Apidae.
AGUGUUUUUGUCCGCAUAGUUAUGUACGGCUUUGUAGUUAUGUACGAUGAAUAUACAUAGGCGUGUAACCUAGGAACAAUAGGGUCGGUUACGAGGAUGACGUCGGACGAAAUAAGAAUUCGAAGUGGUGACGACGGUGUCGAUAAUGAUGGUGGUGACCGUGAUGGUUAAGGGGAUAUAACGGAACGAAGUUCGUACCGCGAUGAUAGAGCGCGCUCUUCCCAUCUUUCCUCCGCUCUUUGCUGAUCACGAGAAGGAAGGAUAUGAUAAAUUGUGGCCGAUGAAGAAAAGAGCACGAGCACGAGUACGAGCAGGAGCACGAGCAAGAAGAGCAAGCGGCUUCGUCGAGGAAGGCGGGAAGAGGCGACGACGAGGCGGCACAAGCAAUACCGAUAAAAGAUCAACACUAGAUCUGAUGUUAGCGGACAUUAACGGUAACUUGGCGGAUCUGAGAAGCGAAGCGAUGGCGUCGCAGAGGUUUUGUCUGCGUUGGAAUAAUCAUCAAAGUAAUCUACUCUCCGUUUUCGACCAACUACCCAUGACGAGUCGUUCGUCGACGUUACACUGGCCGUCGAGGGCCAGCUACUCAGGGCACAUAAGAUGGUGCUGUGGCGUGUACCUUACUUUCAGGUAA